Molecule: messenger RNA, 3049 nt
Organism: Prinia subflava (tawny-flanked prinia)
Lineage: Eukaryota; Metazoa; Chordata; Aves; Passeriformes; Cisticolidae
Gene: FOXN1
Product: forkhead box N1
Exons: 9
Coding region: 201-2183 (660 amino acids)
Biological process (GO): regulation of transcription by RNA polymerase II
Molecular function (GO): DNA-binding transcription factor activity, RNA polymerase II-specific; transcription cis-regulatory region binding
Source: RefSeq, a predicted model, not a curated record
GAGCAGAGCUCUCCUGUCUUGGCUCCUCUAUUUAAUGUGGAGUCCCUGGGGCUGACUUUGAAGAAGUCCAGGCUGAGGGAAGGUCAGCACCUCCAUCCCGUUCCCUGGCAGCUCCUGGAGGUGUUUCUGAGCCAGCAGCAGGAGGAGCAGGAGAAGGAGCCAAGGAAACUCCAGGGUUCCUGUCCCACGUGGGUUUGGCGAUGGUUUCGCUGCUCCAGGACCAAUCCAACAUUAAAUUUUCCCCUUCGGACCCUCUGGAAAGGGACCAGCAGGACCUGAUGAAGGCACAGGGGGAUUCAAUAUCCCCAGUUCAGCACAGUCAGGACAACCCUAGCUACAGCUGCCAACCCUUCGAGCCAGACACCAGGACAGAAAGGAGGAGCUCGGAAUCCUCUCACAGCCCCAGCCCCGCUUCCCCAUCCCAGGAGCAGAUCCAGGGCAGGUACCCUGCCAGCCAAGGAAUCCCCUGUGGCAAGAACAAACUCAAGGCACCCUUCAGCACGGAAAAAUUCCGGCGCUACAGCUACGAGGAGAACGCCGCCGGGAACUACGACCGGUUCCUCAAGAGCAGCAGGAACCCCUUCCACCCUUACAAAAGGCAGAUCAGCGAGGAGGUUUUCCAGGAGCCACACCAGGCUCUGCCACCAGAAGCUUCUCCCUACAAGAGCCACGGGAGCGUGGAAGGUUUCGAGGCUCUGCCGGGGGCUGAGGAGCCGGAGGCGUUUCCCACCCACAUCCCAAACAUCUCCGGAGAGCAGCCGUGGUGUGGCAGCCUCCAGUACGGCACCACGGGGCAGGAGCACGGCUCUCAGGUCAUGCAGGAUUCAGACUUGAAGCUCAGGACAUCCCCCCUGGAAGGGCAGCCUGGUCUCUAUUGCUACCAGCCCCAGGUGCAGCAGAUGUACUGCCCCUCACACCCUUUCCAUCAGUACCCCUCAGGAGGCAGCUACCCCGUGACUUACAUCGCUUCCUCGCACUACCCCUACCAAAGGAUUGCUCCUCAAAGCAGCCAAGAGUCUCAGCAGCCUCUGUUUCCCAAACCCAUCUACUCCUACAGCAUCCUGAUCUUCAUGGCUCUCAAAAACAGCAAGACAGGGAGUUUGCCAGUCAGUGAGAUUUACAAUUUCAUGACAGAACACUUCCCUUACUUUAAGACAGCUCCAGAUGGCUGGAAGAAUUCCGUGCGCCACAAUUUAUCUUUGAACAAGUGCUUUGAGAAAGUUGAGAACAAGUCAGGGAAUUCUUCUAGGAAGGGCUGCCUGUGGGCUCUGAAUCCAGCCAAGAUUGACAAGAUGCAGGAGGAGCUCCAGAAAUGGAAGAGGAAAGACCCAGUUGCUGUGAGGAAGAGUAUGGCAAAGCCAGAAGAGCUGGACACGCUGAUCGGCGACAGGAGCGACAAGCUGCGGUCCUCGCUGCUGCCCUGCAGCCCCGCGGGCGCUGCAGCCGCCUCCCUCUCCAGGCAGAUGGCAGCGCAAGCCCAGCCCUUGGGCGAGCCCCCGCUGCCCCCCGGCAUCCCGCAGGGCUUCCACGGCAUCCACCGAGCCCCGCUGCACGCCAAGAGCCCCCUGCCCGCCCUGCUGGGGGGGCAGCAGUGCUACACAUCCCCCCAGGGCUUCCCCCAGAUCCCCACCGCGCUGAUGCAGCACACGCCCGAGCCUCCGAGCCUGUUCCCUGCUGGGGAGGCUCAAAGCCAGCUCCGGACUCAGCCCAGCAUCCCGCAGGAUUCCCCAGUGCCGGCUCAGAGCCCCCCGAGCUGCGGGAUGAAGAUGCUGCCCGAGCAUUCCCCGGCCAGGACGGUGCAGGACUCGCUGCUGCAGGAGGGAGACCUCAGCAAUGACAUCGAUGCUCUGAAUCCGUCCCUCACUGAUUUUGAUCUCCAAGGGAAUCUUUGGGAGGAGCUGAAAGACGACAGCCUGGCCGUGGAUCCCCUCGUCCUCAUUUCAUCCUCGCCCAUGGCCCCGCAGUGUUUUCCGCAGCUGGAGAGCGGCGGCGGCGGCGCGGGCCCGGCCGGGGGCGCGCACGGGAGCGCGCACGGGAGCGCGCACGGGAGCGCGCACGGGAGCGCGCACGGGAGCGCGCAGGAGCUGCAGCUCACCACGCUCUACUCCGCCUUCAUGGAGCUGGACACGGUGACCCCUUCGUACCUGAGCAGCCCCGGCUCCAAACCCAUCGCCUUAAUGUGAACCACACCCCCAAAAAUUUCCAAAAUUCCAAAGUUUUCAAAAAUUCAUCGGAAUGGAAACCCAGUCCUGACCAUCACACGCUGCCCUGGGUGGUGUCAGCGUUCAUGGGAAUGAGAAUUUUAUCUUUCUUUUUUCUUUUUUUUUCUCCCAGAACUCGCCCGCAGGAUAUGUAGCUUUACUAUGAUGAUUUUCUACAGACAGAUAUUAAAAAAAUUAUUUAAAGAUUAUAUGGUUAACAGCUGAACUUGUCAACACCAUUUUAUCAAGCCACUCAUCUUCAUCUUCCAGAAAUAAGAAGAAAACAAAUUCUUCAUCGUCUUUUUUCUUUUUCUUUUUUUUCUUUAAUGAAAGCUGCUUGCAAAUGAACACAGAACUCACAGCACACAACAAUUUAACUCGGAGACAAGAAUUUUAACUUAUUUCUUGGAGCCACUGAUGGCAACAGCAUCCACUCAAAAUAUAAAAUCUACCUAUUAAAACAUUUAUAGUCCCCUUGAAAGAAGUUCUGGGUUUUGGUAAACGUGAACUGAAAAUUCUGCAAGUAUUAGAAGAUAGAGGACAAGCUGCUAAACCAAAGCAACAAAUAUACUUCAGUGGAAAAUAUCUAAGUUUUACUGUAUUUAAAAAGAAAUUUUAGACUCUGCUUUUUUUAAUAAAAAAGAACAAAACUAUUUAGUAGAAUUUUUACUUGGCUGGAAAUUAUUUGCAUUCAUGCCUCUUACAUUUUGCUACAUAAACUAGACAUUAAUAUGAAUUGUUAAGCCAUUAAAUGAAGAUUUUUUUUUAAAUAGUGAUAAGAAGGAAGAGAGAAAUUGCAGUUGGCCAAAAAUCCAGAGAGCAUCUGUGUUUUAAGUGAUACCUCCAGU